This is a messenger RNA of Trypanosoma brucei brucei TREU927, 1077 nucleotides long. RefSeq lists its product as hypothetical. The record is from RefSeq and is a predicted model, not a curated record. The coding region runs from base 1 to 1077 and encodes 358 amino acids. Lineage: Eukaryota; Euglenozoa; Kinetoplastea; Trypanosomatida; Trypanosomatidae. The transcript has a single exon.
AUGUUCGUUCGGAAAUUUCAGGGAGAAAUCCUCAAAAAGGAGGGGCAUGAACCACCAAAAGGGGAUAAAGCACAGGGAUCUCACUCAAUGAGUUUAACAACUUCUUUUGUGGAUCCGGAAAACGCGAAGCGCGAGCGACCGGUUGUGGAUGUCUCAGCUCCGUAUAAUCCACUGGAUGAGACGCAUCAAAUACGAAAAUUGGGAGUACAAAAACUCGCUAUUGGGUUCCUUUCCCUCAACGGUUUCACAGGUGCACACGAGGAGGUACCUUACACGGAUUCCAUGAGUACAUACGAAUGCGUGAGGUACGGUAUGAUAGGCCUCAAUGUGUGGUUCGCAAACUUUUUCUUGGUUCGCGCGGGUAAUUCCGGUUCACCUGUAGGACAUCCACGGACACGGUUUGCGUGGAACAUAGCGUUUUUAAUGGGAAUUAUACGAGUGAACUUGGCGGGUAUUGUUGGAAUUGGUGGGUACUUUUACUCGUAUGAAUGGCUCUAUACCCAUGGGCCGGCGAUGUUCCGUAUUAAAGAUCCCUCCCCAAAUGCGUAUAAGCGGGCAUGGGAUGAGGGUCAAAGUUGUUACUUGUCUCGUGCAGCCGCUUGCAUUUUCCCGCCACUCGGCUACGCCAUCUUUAUGGGGCGCUGGAAGAAAACCGCUUUUUGGUUUGUCUUCACACUGGCGAUGAGUAUGCAGUAUGAAUAUGCGCGGCAUUACAUUCUUCCUGGUAUGCGGUUGUUUUAUAGCUUUCAGGCGAACCGAGAGACGCAGCGGCAGGCAAAUUGGGGUUCACUCGCUCCCGUAUUGGAACAUCGUGUGGAUCCUGAUACCAAUCGUAAUGCAAGCGUGGCAGCGUCGCGGUAUAUGCGUAUUACUCAAGGUCCACUUCAGGAUACUAUUUGGGCUAAUGCAACGCAUGAGAAUUUACCUUUCCACCGCUACGGUAUGAAGCUGCCAAACCCGUAUUAUAACUGGCAGAAGGCACCGCAGGGGUACAAUAGCAAGCCAUAUCGUUUCAAGAAUGAUUUAUGGGACCUGCCAAAUGUAUUGAACACAUCUAAAGCAAAUUUUCGUAUCUAA